Molecule: messenger RNA, 2093 nt
Organism: Oppiella nova
Lineage: Eukaryota; Metazoa; Arthropoda; Arachnida; Sarcoptiformes; Oppiidae
Source: the annotation of a GenBank genome assembly
UGAGUGUUUGGCAUACAGUCUAUGAAAUUGUGUCAAACAAUCAAACAAUGAGUCAAUUAAUUGAAUUAAACAAAAGUCAAUUGAUUUGCAAAAUACAGUCCAUUCAUAGAGACAAACACAGACUCAAGACAUUGCUCUCCAGACAUCAACUGCUGAACCACUUCUAUGACAAACUCUACCACAACUGCAUCCAAAUGAAUGGCAAUCGCCGAAGAAGUCCUCGAAAGCAGACGAACAGCAAAUUGAGAUCAACUCAGACACAGCUGUUGUCCCAAAUCCGGAUGAUCUCUGAAUGCGACAAAUCAGCCAAAGUAUGUCUCCCCAGACACCCAUCACUCGACACCCCUGUCCACCGUCUCUUCAAAGAAAAGUCAACUCAAUAUCAAGUGACGGACUGUUUGUCUCAACACAUCCCCAAAGAACACAUCAAAGAACUCGUUGAGUGUAACGGUAUUACAGAUAAUGGUUGUCACCAUAAACCAGACGAUAAGAGUGCCAAAUGUAUUGACAUCGACAUCAAUGAGGCAUCAGAUGGUGAAUCCACUCCAAGACUAGAUGUGACAGUAGAGUGUAGUAACCAACUAAUGAACACUAAGAGUGUCGGUGCGAGUGAUGCCAUUAUUCAUGAGACCAAUGGUGUGGACAACAAAAUGUCACCAAAAGAUCUCAAAUGCAAAGCUAUUAAGAGUUUUGUUUGCAGUUAUUGUGACAAAGGGUACAAAAUAAAGAAAAAUCUCAACAAACAUAUCACUCGUACGCAUAAGUAUAUCACCAGUGAAUCCAUCAAAACGGAUGAUAUGACACCCAAUGUCCCAGAAUUGCCAGAAGUGACUGAAACGAAGCCACAAAUUGCGGCCAAAAUGGAGACAACAAUUGCCUGUCAAGACAAACAUCGACUCAAGACAUUGCUCUCCAGACAUCAACUGCUGAACCACUUCUACGACAAACUCUACCACAACUGCAUCCAAAUCAAUGGCAAUCGCCGAAGAAGUCAUCGGAAGCAGACGAACAGCAAAUUGAGAUCAACUCAGACACAACUGUUGUCCCAAAUCCGGAUGAUCUCUGAAUGCGACAAAUCAGCCAAAGUAUGUCUCCCCAGACACCCAUCACUCGACACCCCUGUCCACCGUCUCUUCAAAGAAAAGUCAACUCAAUAUGAAGUGACGGACUGUUUGUCUCAACACAUCCCCAAAGAACACCACAAAGAACUCGUUGAGUGUAACGGUAUUACAGGUAAUGGUUGUCACUAUAAACCAGACGAUAAGAGUGCCAAAUGUAUUGACAUCGACAUCAGUGAGGCAUCAGAUGGUGAAUCCACUCCAAGACUAGAUAUGACAGUAGAGUGUAGUAACCAACUAAUGGACACUAAGAGUGUCGGUGCGAGUGAUGCCAUUAUUGAUGAGACCAAUGGUGUGGACAAGAAAAUGUCACCAAAAGAUCUCAAAUGCAAAGCUAUUAAGAGUUUUGUUUGCAGUUAUUGUGACAAAGGGUACAAAAUAAAGAAAAAUCUCGACAAACAUAUCACUCGUACGCAUAAGUAUAUCACCAGUGAAUCCAUCAAAACGGAUGAUAUGACACCCAAUGUCCCAGAAUUGCCAGAAGUGACUGAAACGAAGCCACAAAUAAAGGCCAAAAUGGAGACAACAAUUGCCUGUCAAUGGCCUGACUGUGGCCUCACAUUCACCAACAGAACUCAAUUCUUAAGACAUCAGGCGAUCCACAGCGAGAGCAGAAAAGCGUGCACUGAAUGUGGUCUCAGGUUUGAUGACUCGGAGCUCUUGAGGCAACAUAUGAUGUAUCACUCAAACCAAUCACUCAAUCAGUUUGAAAUGAAAGCAUUUAAAAGCCAAAUGCCAUUGAAUGGCAAUCACAUGAACCACUCAAACGGAAUGGACUACACGUAUGGCUGGGAUUCGAGUCGAUCUGUACCUCAAACUCAUCCAAUGAAUGAUCACUCGGAGCACAACACAGCCAACAAUAGAGCAGUGCUUUUAUUCUGUGAUUUUCCUAAUUGUCACUAUAAGACAUCCAAUUGUCAUCAUCUGGAAGUCCACCAAAAGAGAGCCCACGACACCGUUUAUAUGUCGUUAUGA